Radiomyces spectabilis is the source of this 1047-nucleotide messenger RNA. RefSeq lists its product as uncharacterized. NCBI's taxonomy places the organism in Eukaryota, Fungi, Mucoromycota, Mucoromycetes, Mucorales, Radiomycetaceae. The record is from RefSeq and is a predicted model, not a curated record. The transcript is spliced from 2 exons. Bases 328 to 834 code for a protein of 168 amino acids.
UCACGGACCAUGCUUUUCAUUCACUGCCCUCAAAUGCCACAGAUUUGCGCGGAACAAACAAUCCAAAAGUACUGAUAAUUAGCUAAAAAGCUUCUGAACGACAGUGACAUUCCAAUACAGAAAACAGAAGGAAUUCUUCUGUCACGGGGUUAUGUGCCUCGAUUUCCAAGGAAAAAAUAAUUGCAAACAACACAGAUGUAGACAAUAAUAUGUUUGAUAGAGAUUUUAAAAGGUUUUUGGCAUUACUUAGAUUUAUUGCGUAUCCGUUAAGUUGGUUUUUUUUUAGCUUUUCAGAAAGCUCUUGAAUGAUGAAUAGACUUUUUAGUCAUGGGCAUUCUUGAAGCUGUUGACGUUGCCACCUUCAUGUUCAAUGAUGAUGCGAUCGCGAUGGCCAGCGAUGUUGUCGCCCUGGUUAAAGUCGCGUCCUUUUCCAUCGUUUCCCUGACGACCAUUAUGCCCACCAUCGUGACCACCACCGUUGUGGCCGCCAUCGUGAUCGUCGUCACCAAACAAAGCGUCCAUCUUAUCGUGGAGAUCUUCCCUGCGCUUUGCGAAACGGGUGUUUCGAUUAGCCACGCGACCCGGAUGACCACGGUGACCGUUCCAUCCGGGGUGCUUUUCUCCGUUCCACUUGGGACCAUCCCACUUGCCGUCAGCUUGGGCCUUCACAUGGUUAUCAGUGCUGUGAGGUUCGGUCUCGGCAAGAUCGGCGCGCACCACCACGGUCAAAACAGCCAAAGUAGCGAUGGAAAGGGUAACAAAAGAGAAAUGCAUGAUGAAUUUGCGUUUUUCACUUACAUUCCAUCACGGCAAGGCUUUUAUAGUUUUUUUUGAGAUCACAUUUCUUUUUUAAAUCUAGCCAAAUCCAUUUUGCAAUUGGCAUCCAAGCCGUUUGAUCUGCGAAAUGGUAGAAAAAAAUUAUCACUGGCCUUGGACCGAUUUCAUUCUUGACAACGAAUAAUCUCUAGAAGUAUGCAUCAUUUAAUCGAAGGUUUAUAAGGGGAAUCCAACCAUGGAAACAAUAAAGCAAAAAUGGUAAAAUAGGCC